AUGUUUAUGAUGGCCCGGUAAACGAAAGAAGGGAGGGAGCGAAAAAGCGUCACGAGCGGGAGAGGAAGGUGGAGAGAUAGGGAGGGCUAGCGAGAGAGGAAGAUCUUCGAUUUAGGGUUUUCAAUUUCGUAUUCACCAAGGCGGCGAGUGUGAGAAUUUGAGAGAGAGAGGGUUGAGAGCGCUGAGUGCUCUGCUGAGAGAUUCCAUUACCCCAACAGAAGGAGGAGGAGGAGGUGGAUAGAUUAUUUCCCCCCUUUUUUUCUGUUUUUCUUUUUAUUCUCAGAGUGGUGGACAGGGAUAUUUCCCUCUGCAGCGUUCCGUUCUCUUUCAUUGUGAUUUCUUGAAGUUUUUGAUGGAGCAGCGAAAGCUUGUGGUUUUGGGAAUUCCGUGGGAUGUUGAUACUGAAGGAUUAAGGGAAUAUAUGAGCAAAUUUGGGGAGCUGGAAGAUUGCAUUGUAAUGAAGGAGCGGUCAACUGGACGGUCUCGUGGUUUUGGAUAUGUUACAUUUGCUUCAGUGGAUGAUGCUAAGGAAGUAUUAUCAAGUGAACAUAUUCUUGGUAAUAGGACACUGGAAGUCAAAGUGGCUACACCAAAGGAGGAAAUGAGGGCACCAGUCAAAAAGGUUACUAGAAUAUUUGUAGCCAGGAUCCCACAAUCGGUAACAGAAGCUGCUUUCCGAAGUCAUUUUGAGAAGUAUGGUGAUAUAACAGAUCUGUACAUGCCAAAGGAUCAAGGCUCCAAAACACAUCGUGGAAUUGGUUUCAUCACUUUUGCAAGUGCAGAUUCUGUGGAGAAUUUGAUGUCAGAAACCCAUGAACUGGGAGGUUCUGCGGUGGUGGUUGAUCGAGCAACACCUAAGGAUGAAGACUUUAAGCCAAUUGGCAGCAGAAUGCCACCACAGGGAGGAUAUGGUGCAUACAAUGCUUACAUUUCUGCAGCCACUAGAUAUGCAGCACUUGGUACUCCUACUUUGUAUGAUCAUCCUGGCCCAAUUUAUGGACGGGGAGAACCUGCUCGUAGAACUAGUAAAAAGAUUUUUGUUGGCCGUCUACCCCCAGAAGCAUCUUCUGAGGAUCUUCGUCAAUAUUUUGGAAGAUUUGGCCGUAUAUUAGAUGUUUAUGUUCCAAGGGAUCCUAAGAGAACAGGUCACAGAGGUUUUGGAUUUGUUACUUUUGCUGAAGAUGGUGUAGCAGAUCGUGUCUCACGAAGGUCUCAUGAGAUUUGUGGACAUCAGGUUGCAAUAGAUUCGGCUACACCCGUUGAUGAUGCAGGGCCCAGUGGGAAUUUCAUGAUGGAAUCUUUUGGGGGAUAUGGCGGUCCUGUGCGAUCUUAUGGGAGGAUGUAUGGUAGCUUAGACUUUGACGAUUGGGGUUAUGGAAUUGGGAGACCAUCAAGAGCAGAUUGGAGGUAUAGACCAUACUAGUAGGGACACAGCUUAUUGGUGACAGCAAACUUUGGUACUGCUAUUUAAUCAUGAUUUAUAAAGUUGUAAGAACUAUGGAUUGGAUUUUUUAAUCCAUCCUAAGCCAGAAAAUACUUUCGUUUGAACAUAUUAUCUUGUAUCGAUUUGUACUAAGCGAAGAUGAUGGAAAUAUGUUAUAUUCUUGGACAAUGCUACAUUUCUUACUGUGUAUUUUGUUCCUCGUCUAUUGUCAGACAGGAUGCUGAUGUAUGGUCCAUAAUAAAUCAUUCAGUUAUAUGCC
Messenger RNA from Vigna radiata var. radiata (mung bean), 1703 nucleotides. Its product is annotated as RNA-binding protein Musashi homolog 2. Gene Ontology annotation, molecular function: RNA binding. The transcript has 14 exons. The coding region runs from base 353 to 1423 and encodes 356 amino acids. The record is from RefSeq and is a predicted model, not a curated record. NCBI's taxonomy places the organism in Eukaryota, Viridiplantae, Streptophyta, Magnoliopsida, Fabales, Fabaceae.